AGUAAGUUCUGACUGAAGGUAAUUAAUUUGAGAAUUAAAAAUCGAAGAAGCUCUCAGGCCCGAUUUUGCACUCUCGUUUUGGCUUCUUGCUCAAUCACCGGGAACUGCCCGAUCCUUUCAACCCUCCACCAAACUAGCAACCUGCUUUGGACGGAUAACACUUAGUGGCAGCAGAGGGAGGAAGCGUUCGACGACUAUUCUUACUUUUCUUCCGCCCACAACACAUAUAAAGCAAGCCCCAACCUCAGAAUCACCAUUGGCAGCCAGAGCAGAUCUAUUAUAUAUAAUCUUCGCAAGCGACAGGGGGACGUGGUGCUGGUCUUAUCCGGCGUCGGGUGCCUCAUCUCCGAUCUCUAAACCGUCUCGCCGUAGCCGUCGAAAGCGCCUCCUCCCAUGUCCAACUAAGGCGGUUCUAGGGUUUUUGUGGUUGUUGGAUCUCCUUUCAAAUUUGGGCCUUAUUCCCAGGCCUUGGCCCAUUAACAGAAACUUGUGUCCAAAUCCAAGAAACAUAUGGUUCAGGUCCAGUGUGCUGUCUUUGCCGAACCAACUCGACAUGGUGUUCCGACCCUCUCUGUUAGAUGGCUACAGUUUCCAUCGGAGGUUUGGCUUGAACCCAUGGUUCGAGCAUUGGUUGUGUAUCUCUGAUACCUUGGUACCAUAUUAUCCUCUACUCAAGCUUUGUCAAGACUUACUCUCAUUAAACCGUCUUCGACGUUGUGACGAUGGGCAUCGAUCUCAUCUGCCCAGGGUUGAGCAUUGUUGUUCUGACCCUAGUCAAGGUGGGUGUCAAAGCUUCUUGUGCUGUGAUUUGUUUGUACUGGUAGGGGUUUGGAGUAUAGUAGCUAAACCCGUGAAUGAUAUUUUGAUAUCAAUCUCACGUUCUCUAGUUCCAAUCAUAUCUACUUGGUCAAGUCGAGGGCUCCUUGGUAGUAGUAUAUUGUGUUCUUUAGAAUGGUCUGAGCUAUAUCCAUGUCAAGGCCAGCCGAUAAGCAGUGUUCGGAUGUUUUCUUUGCUGAGUUCUAAGUUGGAAUAUGAUCCAUCAAUCUGUUUGAUUCUGAAGCUUACACCCUUUGUCCCCAAUUGCCACACAUCGCCAACUGAUAAGAAGCUCGGGUUGUUAUCUUAACUCAGGACCAAAUUGGCUGCCAGCUUUGUGUAAAUUUCCUUAACCUCCAUGGCCAUGAGCUUCAUGUGAGGGAGGACUCACCUGUUUUGCUACGGUUUGGUAUCCACCUCUUGCAAUCCCCGGUGAAAGCUCCUACUAGAGACAUGGGUUUCGGUCUGAAAAUGCCAAAGGACUUCGCUCCAACCACCUUACCUCUCAUGUAGGCGAGAUACCCGUCUAGUGUUUCCACUAUGGAGCACUCGCUUCAAAGCUCGAUGGCGUCAACCGCUAGAGCCACUUAUGAUCACUUGUUGGCCAAGGACUUCACGAAGCAUGCCUUCAUGGUCGAAUCCACUUUGGUACCAAUAGAUUCUUCAAAUAUUAUAAAACUUUUAAGUUUUACGAAUCUCUUUGCAGAACUCAUGGAACCUUUAUCCUUCUUUCCUUUACUCAUUGUGAUGUAUGUUGUAAGAACCCACCUCUUUAUGAGGCUUUGAUUUGAAUGAAAGCCCUUGUUUGAUCAA
This is a messenger RNA of Camelina sativa (false flax), 1629 nucleotides long. Lineage: Eukaryota; Viridiplantae; Streptophyta; Magnoliopsida; Brassicales; Brassicaceae. The record is from RefSeq and is a predicted model, not a curated record.